Molecule: messenger RNA, 2834 nt
Organism: Gossypium raimondii (Peruvian cotton)
Lineage: Eukaryota; Viridiplantae; Streptophyta; Magnoliopsida; Malvales; Malvaceae
Product: auxin response factor 18
Exons: 15
Coding region: 464-2545 (693 amino acids)
Biological process (GO): regulation of DNA-templated transcription; response to hormone
Cellular component (GO): nucleus
Molecular function (GO): DNA binding; protein binding
Source: RefSeq, a predicted model, not a curated record
CAUGAUGUGAGGGGUGGGGGGUGGGGGGAAGGGACACUAAACUAAAAACAAAGUGUAAUAGAAAAUUCUUAGGAUAGAGAUCUGAGAGACAGAGAAACAAAACAGAGUGAGCGGUUUUCGGGAUUUGGUAACGGCGAUUCAAGUUAUACUGUGAGGUGUUUGUUGGAGAGCGAAAGAAGGGGGAUGCAAAAUAAAACAUCAGCUUCACUCUUACAUUACACCUGCUUCGCCAACAAAGGUUAAGCGGUAUUUGGAGACCAGACAAAAGUAGAAGGCGGUUUCGUAACAGAAACAGAGCAGGCCAAAGUUUAUUAAAAGAGGGGAAAAAGAAAAGAUUUUAAUCUUCCUAGUCGUUACACAGAAACUACCAACAAUAAGUUCAUGCUCUGCUUUUUCCUUUUAGCUAUAGUGUUUCUUCUUUAGUGAUUUGCUUUCUGUGUAUCGUCGGUACGUCGUAGUUUUGAUGGCUAAUGUACAAGUUAAUCCAAGGGGUUCUUCUAUUGCUCACUCGGAGUCAGGUUCGAGUGAUGAUGAUCUAUACGCAGAGCUAUGGAAGUUAUGCGCAGGCCCGUUGGUGGAGAUUCCUCGGAAUCACGAGAGAGUGUUUUACUUCCCUCAGGGUCACAUGGAACAAUUAGAAGCAUCCACUAAUCAGGAACUUAAUAAUCAAGCCCCACUGUUCAAUCUUCCUUCUAAGAUCCUAUGUCGUGUUAUUCAUGUCCAGUUACUGGCAGAACUAGAGACUGAUGACGUUUAUGCUCAGAUCACUUUGCAGCCUGAAGCAGAUCAAAGUGAACCUACAAGUCCUGAUCCUUGCCCAGCUGAGGCUCCAAAGAGGACAGUUAAUUCGUUUUGUAAGAUUUUAACAGCAUCAGAUACGAGCACUCAUGGAGGGUUCUCCGUUCUUCGAAAGCAUGCUACUGAGUGCCUGCCUCCUUUGGAUAUGAAUCAGGCAACCCCUACACAGGAGUUGGCUGCUAAAGAUCUUCAUGGAUAUGAAUGGCGGUUCAAGCAUAUAUUUAGAGGACAACCACGGAGACAUUUGCUUACAACAGGGUGGAGCACCUUUGUCACUUCCAAGAGAUUGGUUGCGGGAGAUGCAUUUGUGUUUCUCAGAGGUGAUAAUGGAGAACUUAGAGUUGGGGCUCGACGGCUUGCUCGCCAACAGACCACCAUGCCUUCAUCUGUGAUUUCCAGCCAGAGCAUGCAUUUAGGAGUGCUUGCUACUGCUGCUCAUGCUGUUACAACGCAGACCCUCUUUGUUGUGUACUACAAGCCAAGGACGAGCCAAUUCAUAAUAGGUGUUAAUAAGUAUUUGGAGGCCAUUAAAAAUGGAUUCUCAGUUGGUAUGCGUUUUAAGAUGAGAUUUGAGGGAGAAGACACUCCUGAUAGAAGGUUCACGGGUACCAUAGUUGGGGUAGGAGAUUUUUCCCCACAUUGGUCGGAAUCUAAAUGGCGAACCUUGAAGAUUCAAUGGGAUGAACCUGCAACAAUACAAAGGCCAGAGAGAGUUUCACCAUGGGAAAUAGAGCCAUUUGCGCCUUCUGCUUCCAUAAAUCUUGUUCAACCAGCUGUAAAGAACAAAAGGCCACGGCCUGUUGAUAUUCCAGUUUCUGAAAUUACUACAAAUUCAGCUGGUUCAACCUUCUGGGGUCGUGGUUCAACCCAAUCUCAUGAACUAACUCAAGUAGGAAGCACACCUGAAAUCCAAAGCAGUGAAAGCCAAGUUAUGUGGGGUAUGAGGCAGAAAGAAGCUGAUUACAGUCGAGGUUAUAAUUCGAACGCCUGGCCACAUUCUCCUCUUGUGAAUGUCUCUUUAAACCUUUUUCCUAAUUCAGUGAGUGACAAAAACAGAACUGAAAAACCACAAACCACUCUCACUGGUUAUGCCUUGCCUUCUCUAUCGAGGCCAAGUAAGGGCCUGAUGCAUGACCAAGUUGAGAAAGGGAAAAAAUCUGAGACUUCCACAGGUUGCCGGUUGUUUGGGUUUAAUUUGACAGACACCAUUAGUGCAGUUAUCCCCACUGACAAGGAACAAACGAACACAACGGUUGAUCACAAUGGUGUUUGGGGGUCUCUUGCAGCUGCGUCUCAUAUUGAUCAGAAUCCAGAAACAGCUAAACAGAAGCAUGUUGCAGCAGAGGCCUCGUCCAAGGAGAUGCAGGCUAAGCAGGGUGCAUCCACCACUUCAACCAGAAGUCGUACUAAGGUACAAAUGCAAGGGAUUGCGGUUGGUCGUGCUGUGGACUUAACUGUGUUGAAAGGAUAUGAUGAUCUCAUUAAUGAAGUGGAGAAAAUGUUUGAUAUCAAGGGAGAGCUUCGCCCCAGUGGUAAAUGGUCCGUUGUUUUCACUGAUGAUGAGGGUGAUAUGAUGCUUGUUGGCGAUGAUCCAUGGAUGGAUUUUUGCAAGAUGGUGAGAAAGAUCUUCAUAUAUUCAAGCGAAGAGGUGAAGAAGAUUAGUCCAAGAUGCAAAUUUGCAGUGUCGUCUUUGGAGGGUGAAGGGACUGCUGUAACCAUUGAUUCAGAGCAUAAAUCUGAAACAUGAAAUAAUAAAGUUUGAAGACCCUUCUUAUUUACGUUACAUAUAUAUAUUGUUUUAUUUUGGUUUUCCUUGGUAGAUUAUACUCUGAUUAGAACAGUGAAUGAAAUGCUGCAUUGAAGAAAAAGUACACAGUUGAUGCAUGGUAAAAGAAUAGGAACUAGGAACACUUGUAGAUUUAGAAAAAGGAAGGAUUGUCCAUGUGAAUAGCUUUGCUUUAGUGAGUGGUUCAGCGAAUAAUCAAUCAGACUGUAAAAAACAUAUGUAUAAAUGUUUUGCAUUUAAUUUGAACUUA